GUUUCUUCCGUACAGUACACUCCCGUCUUUCUUUCGCUUUUUGGUGUUUAGGGAAAAUAACAGUCUAUCGUUCCGCAAAUUGGGUCAAGGGAGGAUUAUUUUUAGACAAAACGUUAUUAAAUGUAAUUUCUUGCGACUAGUAAAAAGACACAUUAAUAUAUAUAAUCAAGUUAGCUGAAAAUGCCAGCCCUUCUGGAGCGACCAAAGAUGACCAAGCUUAUGUACCAGACACUAAAACGUCAUAUCCUAAGUGAGAGGGAGAGAAAGAAACAAGCUGAGCAAGAACAAGAUGCCAUGUUGGAACAACAGAGGAAGGAGAGAGAGAUGAAGAAGAAGAAAGAAGAAGAUAAUAAUCUUACCAUAGAACAGACAAAAGAACAGAUCUCACAAUUGGAGAAGAAGCUUGAGCAAUUAAAGGCAGAGAAACAUGAACUGUUUUCACAACUAAAGAAAGUGCUACACCAGGAAGAUGAGACGAGAAAAAGGGCUCAGCUAAAGGAACAGAGUGAAUUGAUGAGUGUUCAAGCACCAUAUACCCAUCCAGCAAUGCCCCCAGUGUCUGGGCACUCAUUACAUCUUGGUCGUCCCACCAUGUACAGACCGACACAGAGCAUGAUAACUGUCAGUUCUGUACCAAAUGUUCCGAUGAAGCGACCAAGAAGCCCUUCACCGACACCAACAACUGGUUACCAACAUCAAUAUGAGAGCAAGAAAGCUGUUGCAAUGUACAGUCAUGCACAGGAUUUUAAGCAAGGAACCUAUCCAGCACAAGCCCAGCAGGGUCAGGUGACAUUUGUGAGUCAACCAGUGCACUCAUUUCAACAGUCUACAGUUUCAUACUCUACGAGUAAGCCAACACCAGGAAAGUAUCAGCCUGCGGGUCAGUCAGCUUUCUCCACAUACCCGAGUCACUAUGCUCAGCAUCAGAAAACGAUACCAGAUCAGCCGUACCCUGCUGCAUACCAGAUGCAGAGACUUCAACAGCCAGGAUAUCUAGCAUCACCACACUCAGCGAACAUUCCGUUACAACAACAACUUCAGCAUGCUAAUGAGAAAGCAGGAUUUAAUGAUGGGGAGAAAUAUAAGAUGCAGCAGCCAGCACAGAUAAGAGGUGUGAACCCAAUACAAGGUCAACAGCCAGGAAUGCUACCUAUAUCUUUACAGCAGGAAAUGCCUGGAAGAGGGAGUAUAGUGACAGGAUUUUCUGGCAGAAGUCAGGCGCCACCAACAAGUUCAUACCAACCCAGUAGUUCACAGGUGAUGUAUCCAGGGCAGCAGCCAUCUACGACUGGUCGUUCUGGUUACAGUAACCAAGGUCGUUACCAUUAGAUUGUUAGCCAAAAUUAUAACUGUUGCUGAAGUUUCUGGACUACAGGAAGUUUUGACUGUGCAAUGAAUAAUUAAACAGAAGGAUCUCAGUAUGAAUUUUUGAGGCCGGUUUUAAGGUCUGUUGUUGACAUUUAUUUGAAGAAAGAAGAGUGCUAGUUAAUGGUUAACUGAAUUAUAUUUUUUUUGUUUCAUAAUUUCUCGAGCUUGAAUUAAGCUUUAAUGACUGUUGUAUCUUUGCAAAAGUGUUGGUUGCAUAACAGUGUGAAAUAUUAGACUAUUUGAAGGAUUAGAGCAUGUGCCCUAGCCUUUUGAGAAUGAAAAAAAUCAUACACUUUUUUCAAAAGUGGGGAUUUUUUGUUUUAGUCCACUGGCAUGAAAACUUAAAAGAAAACAGUGUUUUCAUGUUUAUUAAACUAACUCAGUUAGUUUCUUUCAAUAAUUCGAACGUAGCUUGAUUUGUUUGUCAGUUAAGCAAGGAGGGAAGUCAAGCUAUACGUAUUAUGCCAUAGUCAGCGGUUGACGCUUGGGCUGCUGAUUUUAAUUAUGAUGUCAAAUUGCCACUAGAUGUCCAGCUCAUUACUUGAAUAAAAUGCAGCAUUUUGUUUUCACAUGAGCAUGUAAGAAUGAAAAUAAACAAGGCCUUCUUGUGGUUUAGCACCUGAUUAAAGAUAUGGUUGAAUAUUUAACUGCUUGGGUUAACUCCUUCCUGUUUUGUCUGAACUCUGAACCUUGGUUAAUCAGACAAUAAGCCAUGCAGAAAUGUUAAUUACUGGGGCAGACAUAUUGUUUUUGCCCCAUCCGUCAGUCCAUCUGUCCGUCACACUUCGUUUCCGAUCAAUAACUGGAGAACCAUUCGACCUAGAAUCUUCAAACUUCAUAUGCUGGUAGGGCUUAUUGAGUAGAUGAUCCCUAUUGAUUUUGGGUUCAAUAGGUCAAAGGUCAAGGUCACAGAAACUUGAAGAUGAAAAACUGUUUCCGAUCAAUAACUCGAGAACCACUUUACCUAGAUUCUUCAAACAUUAUUUCUUGGUAGGGCUUAUUGAGUAAAUGAUCCCUAUUGAUUUUGGGGUCACUGGGUCAAAGGUUAAGGUCACAAGGGGAGACAUGCGGUUUUCUUCAAAAGCAUCUUCUAGUUAUUUGUUAAAUGUACAGCCCCUUCCAUUUCCUGACCUGUUUUUAUUGUCAUUGAUUAUAAGGUGGAACUGCUCAUGAAAGGAAUUUUUUUUUUGGAAGAAAGGUCAGUUGAUAAUUUGAUUGAAAAUUUAACCUUCGCUAAUUAUUACGAAAGUGUAACAACACUAUUAUGUUUGUUAAACUAUAUGAAUUGGAGAAAUUAAUACUGACUCAGAUUGCAAGCUGUGAACAAGUUAAUAUUGUACAAAUAUUGUAUGUGAAAAUAUUGUUUAAGUGCUAUUGACAUAUUGUAAUGUGCUAAUAUGGAUCAUGAUCAUGUGAAUUGCAUUUGAUAUUAUGUGAAAAGCACGUUAUCAUAGUUUUCUUGCAUACCAGACGGGGAUUUCCGGUUCCAUUGAUUUUAUUUUUAUUAUUAUUUCUUGAUAUUGGUAUGCAAGAAAAAGAUUCUGUCACUGGUUAUAGGUGCAGAUGGGAAUAUCCGGCUCUCGGGUAACGGUUUAGGUGGUAACUCGGCAGGAGCCCCGUUACCGCCUAAACAGUUACACUCGAGGCUGGAAAUUCCCAUCUGCACCUACAACCCUUGAAAGAAUCUUAUAACGUGCUACUGUAGAUCACGUCAUUAUUACAUUUAUUUUCAUGUGAAAAACAUGCUACCUUGGUAAUGUGCUACUGUAAAUCACGUCAUUAUUACAUUUAUUUUCAUGUGAAAAACAUGUUACCUUGGUAAUGUGCUACUGUAAAUCUUGUCAUUAUUACGUUUAUUUUCAUGUGAAAAACAUGUUACCUUGGUAAUGUGCUACUGUAGAUCACGUCAUUAUUACGUUUAUUUUCAUGUGAAAAACAUGUUACCUUGGUAAUGUGCUACUGUAAAUCACGUCAUUAUUACGUUUAUUUUCAUGUGAAAAACAUGUUACCUUGGUAAUGUGCUACUGCAAAUCACGUCAUUAUUACGUUUAUUUUCAUGUGAAAAAGAUGUUACCUUGGUAAUGUGCUACUGCAAAUCACGUCAUUAUUAGGUUUAUUUUCAUGUGAAAAAGAUGUUACCUUGGUAAUGUGCUACUGUAAAUCACGUCAUGAUUAGGUUUAUUUUCAUGUGAAAAGCAAGUUAUCUUGGUAAUGUGCUACUGUAAAUCACGUCAUUAUUAGGUUUAUUUUCAUGUGAAAAAGAUGUGACCUUGGUAAUGUGCUACUGUAAAUCACGUCAUGAUUAGGUUUAUUUUCAUGUGAAAAAGAUGUGACCUUGGUAAUGUGCUACUGUAAAUCACGUCAUGAUUAGGUUUAUUUUCAUGUGAAAAGCAAGUUAUCUUGGUAAUGUGCUACUGUAAAUCACGUCAUUAUUAGGUUUAUUUUCAUGUGAAAAAGAUGUUACCUUGGUAAUGUGCUACUGUAAAUCACGUCAUGAUUAGGUUUAUUUUCAUGUGAAAAGCAAGUUAUCUUGGUAAUGUGCUACUGUAAAUCACGUCAUUAUUAGGUUUAUUUUCAUGUGAAAAAGAUGUGACCUUGGUAAUGUGCUACUGUAAAUCACGUCAUGAUUAGGUUUAUUUUCAUGUGAAAAAGAUGUGACCUUGGUAAUGUGCUGCUGUAAAACACGUCAUUAUUACAUUUAUUUUCAUGUGAAAAACAGGUUAUCUUGGUAAUGUGCUACUGUAGAUCUCGUCAUUAUUACAUUUAUUUUCAUGUGAAAAACAGGUUAUCUUGGUAAUGUGCUACUGUAGAUCACGUCAUUAUUACAUUUAUUUUCAUGUGAAAAACAGGUUAUCUUGGUAAUGUGCUACUGUAAAUCACGUCAUUAUUACAUUUAUUUUCAUGUGAAAAACAGGUUAUCUUGGUAAUGUGCUACUGUAAAACACAUGACUGUUACAUUAAAUAUCAUGUUUAAAAGGUUUUAUCAUAGUAAUGUGCUAUUGUAAAUCACAUUAAAUGUAACAUUUGAUAAAAUCAUUGUGAAAAAAAGUCCUAUGUGCUAGUGUCAUUUUGACUGUUUUAUAUUUGAAGUAAUGUGUAAAGGUAUAAUUAUCAGGAACAGAUUGUAAUGUACUACUGCAAAUAGUGUGAAAAGCAUGUCAUGUGCUCUUGUGAAUUGUGUGUUAUUGUCAUUGAUAUUGUUUAAACAGAGAAUAUAAUGUGCUACUGUUAAUGAUGUUAUUACAUUUGAUAUCAUUUGAGAGUGCAGUGUGCUGUCAUAAAUCAUAUGUUUAUAAUAUUUGUUCACUAUUAAGGUAUCUGAUCCACAAAUAAGCAUGUUCUAUGUAACAGUGCUAUUAAAAUAUAUCAUCCGGCUGUGGGUGGUGGGCAGGCAGCGUCCAAAGCAUGUCCGCUUUCUAAGUCGAACAGUUUUCAUCUGAUCUUCACCAAACUUGCUGACAAUGUUUGUGGGCAUAAUAUCUCGCCCAUGUUCGAUAACUAGCCAAUCGCCCCAGGCACUCUUGGAUUAUUGCUUUUGAAUUACUCGAAAAACUGCGAAUUUAGCCUUGUCCGCUCGCUAAGUCGAACAGUUUUCAUCUGAUCUUCACCAAACUUGCUGACAGUAUUUGUGGGCAUAAUAUCUCGAAAACCCGCCAAAUUGCCCCAGGCACUCUUGGAUUAUGGCCCUUGAAUUACUCAAAAAAACUGAGUUUAGCCUUGUCGGCUCUCUAACGGUUUUCAUCCAAUCAUCACCAAACUUGCUGACAAUGUUUGUGGGCAUAAUAUCUCGGCAAAGUCUGAUAACCAGCCAAAUUGCCUUAGGCACUCUUGGAUUAUGGCCCUUGAAUUAGGCCAAGUUCGAUGAUGGGCAUAUUUUGUGACAGUCUGGCACUCUUGUUUUACUUUAUAGUUUUCAAUGAUACUUCGACAGAAAUCCAGUUAUUACAGUGUAAGAUUUUUCAUUUCACAGUCAAAAAACAUGACUGUAGUGAUUUGUGCAUAUUAUUUAUGGUGAUCUUAUUUACUAAUUCUUGUUUAGCAGAUACACCUCUUUCAAAUGAUACCAAAAAACAAGGGGUCGCCAGGCAUCAAAAUGUUACUUAUUUGUGGACCAGAUACCUGUAGCUACUGUAAAUCACAUUUAUUCAAUUAACUGUUUUGUGAAAAAAAAAAAGAUUUAAUGUGCUAUUGUAAAUCACAGUUUGAUGUGAUGGAUGUAAAGAGAAUGCAGUUAUACAAAUAUGUACCAUAAGUCACACGUUUAUACAUUUAAUAUUAUGUGAACAGGGUGCAGUAUGCUGCUGUAAAUUAUAUGUGUAACAUGUUUGAUGUCAUCACUAUGGUGCGAAAAUUGUAUAAUGUGCUGGUGUCAGUCAUAUGUGUGACAUACUUUAUAUGAAUAUAGGGUGAAGAUUAAAAAGAAGAUAACUUGCA
Messenger RNA from Mercenaria mercenaria, 5802 nucleotides. Its product is annotated as G protein pathway suppressor 2-like. Bases 181 to 1329 code for a protein of 382 amino acids. Gene Ontology annotation, molecular function: transcription coregulator activity. NCBI's taxonomy places the organism in Eukaryota, Metazoa, Mollusca, Bivalvia, Venerida, Veneridae. The transcript is spliced from 11 exons. Gene Ontology annotation, biological process: regulation of transcription by RNA polymerase II. The record is from RefSeq and is a predicted model, not a curated record. Gene Ontology annotation, cellular component: transcription regulator complex.